Xyrauchen texanus (razorback sucker) is the source of this 2932-nucleotide messenger RNA. RefSeq names its product mannosyl-oligosaccharide glucosidase-like. Gene Ontology annotation, molecular function: Glc3Man9GlcNAc2 oligosaccharide glucosidase activity. Gene Ontology annotation, cellular component: endoplasmic reticulum membrane. Bases 238 to 2769 code for a protein of 843 amino acids. The transcript has 5 exons. NCBI's taxonomy places the organism in Eukaryota, Metazoa, Chordata, Actinopteri, Cypriniformes, Catostomidae. The record is from RefSeq and is a predicted model, not a curated record. Gene Ontology annotation, biological process: oligosaccharide metabolic process; protein N-linked glycosylation.
UAAAGAACAGAAUUAACAUUGACAUCAAGCGUUUAAAAUGGGCACUGCAGUCCAAAUUCAGAAUAUUGGAGAGAGUUGAAUCUCCCGCCCCCUCCUCCCCAGACUCGAAGCUCAUGGGUUGCCAGGUUGAGGGCACGCAAUAGGAACGAGCAAACUGACAAUGGCAAGCAACGCGCCUUAUACUGUGUAUUUGAAUGACUGUCAUCCCCAGGCAGGCUUGGUCAGGUCAAAGGAAAGAUGGGUAGGCGGAGGAAGCGGAUUGCACCAGGUGAUGGAGUGCCUGCUCCAAGAAAGGAAGAAAAAGCACUGGUUCCACCACGUAGGGAGAAGAAAAAGAAAACUGACAUCGGAAAGGUGUUUAUCAAUAUAUCCAUCGGGUUGUGCAUCUUUAGCCUCAUCUGGUUCUUCUAUGCUAUGUAUAUGCGGUCAUCAUUGGCCAGGAGGGUCAUGACAUUGCAUCCCUCUCCACGAGUUUUGGACACCAAUAGCUCCAGUGCUGCUGUGUCUCCAGAGAGAUUUUGGGGUUCUUAUCGGCCUCAGGUGUACUUUGGUAUGAAAACAAGAAGUCCCAGAUCUGUUGUGACAGGCUUAAUGUGGAUGCGUCAGUUCAGUGACAUGGAUGGAAAUCUGAGGCACACGUGUGAGCAAGGGGACAAUUUGCAGGGCUAUGGGUGGUUGAUGCACGAUGGGGUCUCUUUUGGAGUCCAGGAGAUCCAUGACCGGGAUUUCACGUUGACCACAGAGUUUGUGAAGCGUAUGGGUGGAGAUCAUGGGGGAGACUGGACCUGGAGAAUCACUGCCAAACAACAUAGCUCUGCUGCUAUGGCUCCAGUGAUCUCGCUGAUGUUCUAUGCUGCCACAGAUGUUCAAGGUUCCUUGCAGGCUCAUGCAGAUGAGAAAAAUCGCUUGACCUCUGUUACAGGAACAUCUGAGGAGCUUGGCAACUUCAAGAUCACCUUCGGCAAACCCACGGCGGGGGAAGGUGCUAGUGGGAAAUAUGCAAGAUAUAAUUACUUGCAGACUAAGAGCCCUGGCCUGGAUAAGCUGACAGAUAUAGUGAAGAGCAGCCUAAGUCAUAAGUUUGUUUUCAGUCCUCCCAAAGGUGAGAGAAGAUCUUAUUUUGCAGUUGAUUCAUACAAAGUCCCAAACCACCAGAAUCAACAGCAAGAUCCCAAGACAGAGAGUGACUUUGUGUUGCAUCAGGUGACCGUUCAAACCCCUUUCCAGAUUGAAGUUUUGUUUGAAUCUGGAAGCUUUCAUGAACGACCGAAUCAGCUUGUGGGCUCAGUGCUUACAGAUGAACUGGAGAAGCGCAAGGUGGCUUUUGAUGAGAAGUUUGAGGGUACAUUUGGCCUCCAAGCUAAAUUGUUCACUGUUUCGCAGAUACAAUUUGCCAAGGCAGCUUUAAGCAAUAUGCUUGGUGGCAUGGGAUAUUUCUUCGGACAGUCGGUUGUACAAUCGGCUUAUAAUGAGCACCCUGUGCUUUACCCUGAGGGUCCACUGUUCACGGCCGUACCAUCUCGCUCUUUCUUUCCAAGGGGCUUUCUGUGGGACGAAGGAUUCCAUCAACUUCUCCUCAGCAAAUGGGACUCGCGGUUAACACAGGAGGUCAUAUCACACUGGCUUGAUCUUAUCAACAUAGAGGGCUGGAUCCCGCGUGAACAGAUCUUGGAUGAUGAGGCACGCAGCAAAGUACCAUCUGAGUUUAUAGUGCAGCGCAAUGAAAAUGCCAACCCACCCACACUUUUCCUGGUCCUACAGGAGCUAGUGGAGCAACUGGAGGCUGAGCCACAUAUGUUGUCCUCUCAAACCAUGCUUCCUUUCCUGCGAAGGCUAUACCCAAGAAUACAGACAUGGUUUGAGUGGUUUAACACCACACAAGCUGGACCCAUGGCCAACUCCUACCGCUGGCGAGGCAGGGACAAAGACACCAACCUUUUCCUGAAUCCCAAGACCCUCACCUCUGGCCUGGAUGACUACCCACGGGCCUCCCACCCCUCAGCUGAUGAGAGACAUGUGGACUUGUACUGCUGGAUGGCCCUGGCCUCUGGGAUAAUGGCAAAUGUGGCACGAAUACUUGGGGAACCCCACCAGGUGUAUGAGAACACCCAUCUUACUCUCAGCAAUAACGUUCUGUUAAAUGAACUGCACUGGUCCGAGAAUCUGCGGGCCUUCAGUGAUUAUGGCAAUCACACCCAGGCUGUGUCACUUCAGCAGGAGAAAGUGUAUGUGCCCCAAGGACAACCUCGGCAUCAGUUCCCAGUUACGCGACUGGUUCGCUCUGUUCGCAGAGCCCCCAAGCUGCAGUAUGUGAAUGCAUUAGGCUACGUUAGCCUUUUCCCUUUCUUGCUACAUAUUCUGACACCAGACUCGCCAAAAAUAGAGCAUGUUUUACGGGACAUUCAAGAUCCUGAACACCUUUGGACACCCUAUGGUCUGCGCUCACUCUCACAUACAGAUCCCCUCUACAUGAAGAGGAACACCGAACACGAUGCCCCCUACUGGCGAGGACCCAUUUGGAUCAACAUCAACUAUCUGGCUGUUAGAGCACUGCAUCACUAUGGCACCAUAGAAGGGCCAUACAAGGAAAAGGCAGCUUCCCUCUAUCAAGAACUCAGGACUAAUAUCAUCAAUAAUGUUUACAAGCAGUAUCUGGAAAUGGGAUACAUCUGGGAACAAUACAGUGAUAGCAGUGGCAGGGGCCAGGGUAGCCAUCCCUUCACUGGUUGGUCAGCUUUGACUGUACUGAUAAUGGCGGAAGAGUACUGAGAAUCAGCAUGAUAUUCAGAACCGGUGCCAUAUAUUUGUUUCAUCAAAGUGUAACUCACUGUUUCUUGAUUGUUUCAGUCAUUUUGAAAAAAAAAAAAAAAAAAGCAUAUAAGUGGACAUUUUUCUUAAUGUAUUAUAAUAAUAAAACCCCAAAUGCUAAAUA